UUUGUGAAGCUGAAGCAUACAUCCAUGAGCUGAAGUGAGUGAAGAAAUAAGCUAUGAGUAAGAAGGAUAACGGCGCGACUGUCAUUCUUGCGUAUCUGAAUGAGAAGAACAGACCCUACAGUGCUCAGGAUGUGUUUUGCAAUUUACAAAAGCAGCAUGGAUUGGGCAAAACGGCAGUGGUCAAAGCCAUGGAGCUGCUCGCUCUAGAGGGCAAGAUAAAGGAGAAAACAUAUGGCAAGCAAAAGAUUUAUUUUGCUGAUCAGUCCCAGUUCAAAGAUGUGAACGAUGCAGACCUGAAGGCGAUGGACUCUCAGAUCUCUCAGCUCAGCGCAGAAGUGCAGUCCCUCACCCAGAGUUGCAGACAGCUUGAUGCAGAGCUGAAGGAGCUCAGCAGCUCCCUGACAACAGAGGAAAUGAUGUCAGAAAUCAAAGAGCUGAAAGCGGAGUGUUCAGGGUACAGGGCGCGCGUGGAAAAGAUAAAGUCGGCCACAAAUCACGUCACACCAGAAGAAAAAGAGAAGGUUUACAAAGAGCAGAAUGUUUACGUCAAAGAGUGGAAAAAAAGGAAGAGACUGGCUUCAGACAUGAUCAAUGCAAUCCUGGAGGGGUAUCCAAAGAGCAAAAAGCAUUUCUUGGAAGAAGUUGGAGUGGAGACUGAUGAGGACUGUAAGGUGGUUGUUCCAAGUACUUGAAAGAAUAGGAAAUGCUCGUUCAUCCACUUCAUUAAUAUAAGCCAGUGCAGUGCCUAGCAAAGAAAUUAGAUUAUUCAUCAGAGCGGUCUGAGCCACAGCACAUUUGUUAUUUAAAUCUUUUCUCUUGAACAAAGAGUACAUCCUUAAUGAAAGUAUAUUUAUACAAAAAUAACUGUCAUUACAAGACACUAGGACUUUGUGGCAUCAUUGGACAACAGCCCUGACAGAGGCUUGUGGCCGGAUUUCUUCCCCUUUUUAAAGCAAUAUAACUAAUCCUGAGCCUUUGAUUAAUAUGUCAACAAUUUAGUCAUUAUAGCUUUGAGAGCUGGGUUCUUUGUUCAUAUAUCCUCAAGUUCAUAUUGCUGACAUGUUGUUUUAAAAAAAAAACUGUGGAUAAAAGAACCACAAUGUACAAUGUAUCACCUUCAGGUAUUAUGGGGGGUUGUCUUGUUUUAUACCUCCCCUUUGUUAAUUAUCUUUUGUACUGCUUCU
Messenger RNA from Plectropomus leopardus (leopard coralgrouper), 1184 nucleotides. RefSeq names its product PSMC3 interacting protein (gene psmc3ip). Gene Ontology annotation, molecular function: double-stranded DNA binding; recombinase activator activity. NCBI's taxonomy places the organism in Eukaryota, Metazoa, Chordata, Actinopteri, Perciformes, Serranidae. Gene Ontology annotation, biological process: homologous chromosome pairing at meiosis; meiotic strand invasion involved in reciprocal meiotic recombination; meiotic joint molecule formation. The record is from RefSeq and is a predicted model, not a curated record. Gene Ontology annotation, cellular component: condensed nuclear chromosome; DNA recombinase auxiliary factor complex.